GUGACUUCUUCACCUGUGCCCCUCCUGUUUAUUUCUACUGUGGAGUCGAGUCGCUGCCUACGCAUAGAUUUUAUUCGUAGGAGUUUUGUAAACUUUUAGAAGUUUAUCUUGUUAUAUUAAGCAAGUUCCCGCUGUGUUUUUUUGUCUAUUUUUAAAUUUUUAUAUCAUUUGUAUAAGUUUUUCAUCUCCUUCUCUGUGGACUUCGACCUCGCUGAGGCACCUGUCAGAAACAAGGAAGUCCCGCUGAACCCGUCUCGUAUGUGAAGCUGAAACGGCUUUUUUUUUUUGCAAAUGCUCACGGUUGAGAAGCAGGUGUUUUGUUCUCAAUGCUGAUCCUUUAACGCGGCUGACCUGGGUCGAUCAGUGCCAUCUAAGCGAGUUAAAGCUGCUUCCCUCUGCCUCGGAACAAGAUGAACGGCUCUUUGGUCAUGGAUUCGUCGUCCGAAAAUAACUCGAUUGUUCACCUGGACGAGCCAAUUCUCCCGGACAACAUGACCAUCAUUCGGACAAGAAACGGGUCACUCCAGGAGGGUCAGAUGUUUCUGAACACCACGUCUGCCCAGGCUCUGUCUGGGAUAUUCGUCUUCUCCGCUUUGCUCAUAACAUGCCACCAGAUCUACACGCACCUUCGGUCCUACACUGUCCCCAAUGAGCAGCGCUACAUCAUCCGCAUACUGUUUAUUGUACCAGUUUACGCCUUUGACUCCUGGCUCAGCCUGCUGUUCAUCAGCAACGACCAGUACUAUGUGUACUUCGACUCUGUUCGAGACUGUUAUGAAGCUUUUGUUAUUUACAAUUUCCUGAGCCUGUCUUUCGAGUAUCUCGGAGGAGAGAGUGCAAUCAUGUCCGAGAUUAGGGGGAAGCCCAUCCAGUCAAGCUGUUUAUACGGGACGUGUUGUCUGGUUGGAAUGAGCUACUCCAUCGGCUUUUUAAGAUUCUGCAAACAGGCGACACUCCAGUUCUGUGUUGUCAAACCCACCAUGGCAGUCAUCACCAUCAUCCUGCAGGCCUUCGGCAAAUAUCACGACGGGGAUUUUAAUGUUAAUGGAGGCUACCUGUACAUCACAAUCAUCUACAACUUCUCCGUAAGCCUGUCCCUCUACGCGCUCUUCCUCUUCUACUUUGCCACAAGUGAUCUGCUCAGACCGUUCGAACCAGUACUCAAAUUUCUCACAAUAAAAUCCGUCAUCUUUUUGUCCUUCUGGCAAGGAAUGGUCCUUGCUAUCCUGGAACGAUGCGGCGUCAUUCCCAAAGCGCUUUUCAUCGAAGGACAUGAAGUGGGUGCCGGCACCGUCGCAGCCGGCUGGCAGAACUUCAUCACCUGCAUUGAAAUGUUCUUUGCUGCCAUUGCGCUGCGGUACGCCUUUACCUGCACCGUCUACCAGGAGAAGAAAAACGAUGUGCCAGAGUCUCUCCCCCCGAUGCAGAGCAUCUCCAGCGGCUUAAAGGAAACCAUGAACCCAGGAGACAUGGUGCAGGACGCCAUCCACAACUUCUCCCCAGCCUAUCAGCAGUACACUCAGCAAUCCACACAGGAGGUCACCCAGCCCAGCGCUAAUGGAAAAGUGGCCACGGGCAACAAGAACUCUCGCAAGUCGGACAAAAUCAUGCUGAUUACAUCAGAUGAUGAGUUCUAGGCGUUUUCUCCAGCAAGAGACCCAGGUGUUAGUGCCCUCCCCACCCCUACCUCUGACCCUCUUGGGGGGGAAAAAAAGCUGUGUCCAUCGCUCUCACAGCUGGGCUGAACACAGGCGAUUCAUUUUCACGAGCAAGCGUUUAAGGAGGACUACCUGCUUUUGUUCCAUUAUAAUGAUGAUUUAAUCAGAGGACGUGGAGGAAAUUUUAACGGUUUUAAAUCACGUAGCUGAAUGGGCUGAGAACUGAUCCGUCUCCAUCUUGCUGUGAUAAUCUGGAAAGUGACACGUCAUCUUCGCUUCAUCACACGAGUCGGGAACCACGCGCUUCCUUUAAAUCAAGCAGCCAGAUUUUCAGCUGCGUCCCCCGAUGCCGACUCUGUCGUCGUCGUCGUCGUCGUCGCCAUCUCGCCACGGCAGCCUCUCCGGCUGUCUGAAGUGUGAUCCCCCUGAAUCAUGUCAGUUUCAAAGAGCAGAUGAUUAAUAUGUGACUCCAGGUGGGAGGCAGGGAAGCAGGCGAUGGCUGAGAAUGGCACUUCAUGGACCGUUACUCACAUCUGCUUGUUUGAAGUAUUUGUUGAGCGUUCCUCGGCAUGGUUCCCUGACAAAUGAAAGGCUUUUGUUCAAAGACGCAUUAGUUUUGGAGCAGGCAAUUGAAACUGCAAACUGCACUUCACUGUCCUUUGUUUCCACCGUAGCAGGGGCAAAUUAAAUAAACCUGUCACCUACAAAGUGGGUGGUUGGAUAUUCUCAUUAAUUUUCUCUGCAUGCUAAAGAGUAGCCUAACUAGAUACCUAUGUAAUAGAUUCUAGCAGUUAAUUGUUUAAUAGUGUUCUCUAUUGUAACUAUUUUGUGUAGUUUUUAUUUAAUUUUCAUGCUAACAUCCCAUCUUGCAAGGGUUAGGAAAGCUGCUUGAAAGUUGUUUGUUGUGCUGCUCAGUAUGGUCGGUUUAUGUAAAAAUAUUGAGUUGUAAACCUGUUCUAUUUAUUUUUGAAAAGUUCAGACCAUUUCAGGAAUUGAAAAGUUAUAAAUUGUAUGUUUAUUCCCUUUUUUAUUACUAUAAAAUAUCUAUGUAAUAAGUAUAGCUUUUCAGGGACCUCACUAUUAUUCAAAAGUCUGAAUUUCUUUAUUUUAAUCCUCUUGUGCCAACAAUGUUUUUUUUUUUUGUUUGUUUUUUUUCUUGGGGAAAGAACUAUAUAUUGCAAAAGUAUACAUGAUAGUUUUAAGCUGGUCUCAAAAUUCAAAUUAAAUGACUUGUCUGAAACUUUGAUGCAACAAACUGAGUGAACCUUUUAAUGAGGAACAAGCUUUUAUUUAAAGGUAUAAAAACAGACACGGCAAUGCUAAUAAAAGGAAUAAUUUCUUUUCAAUCAGGGCAGAAAAAAAAGUUUUAUUUGUACAUGAGGGUAGUUCAUUAAGAAAACAUGUAAAUAAAUGAAAGGAAAAUAAAAAAUAAUUUAGCUUGUUUUUUUUUUUAAUACAAUUACACAAAUCAAUAAAAUAAAUACAAAACAUAUGAGCACAUUAAUGACAAGUUUUAAAGGGUAAAUAACUGGUUUAUGCUGCCAUUUACUGUCCUUGUUCAAGGUUAGUAUAGACGGCAACUAGUUGGCCUCAACUCAUUGCUUGGGGAAAAAACAAAACUCUUCUACUCCAAACUAAUUAAGAACAGAAAUUACAGAUAUUAAAAUAGCAUUUGAUUUGUGUCGUCCUUUCAACAUUGUUAUAGCUAAUUCUACGUGGCUAAAUUUAAACAGUAGCUUGUAGACUGGCAGAACUGGUGUUGAAAACUUAUUUUAUCAGACCUGGUUCAGAA
Messenger RNA from Fundulus heteroclitus (mummichog), 3450 nucleotides. RefSeq names its product transmembrane protein 184a (gene tmem184a). The record is from RefSeq and is a predicted model, not a curated record. Gene Ontology annotation, molecular function: transporter activity. The transcript has 9 exons. Gene Ontology annotation, cellular component: early endosome membrane. The coding region runs from base 411 to 1637 and encodes 408 amino acids. Lineage: Eukaryota; Metazoa; Chordata; Actinopteri; Cyprinodontiformes; Fundulidae. Gene Ontology annotation, biological process: transport.